Molecule: messenger RNA, 345 nt
Organism: Symbiodinium sp. CCMP2456
Lineage: Eukaryota; Dinophyceae; Suessiales; Symbiodiniaceae
Source: the annotation of a GenBank genome assembly
GCUGCGGAUUCGAUUUCGUCCAGGCAUCUCACGACUAAGGUGCCAGUGAUGUUUGUGCUUAUGGAGUUUUCGCAACAAUGCGAUUCUGCUGGUGUUCGAUGUCACUUGAAUUGGCGACCAAGGGACGCUAACCAGGAGGCAGAUCGCAUUACGAAGAACAACUUCUCUGACUUCAGUCUUGAGCACAGGGUGGAUGUCAGUUGGUCCGAGCUGGGCCUUUCAGUUCUGCCAUCCCUGCUUCGUUUUGCAAACUUUCAGAGUACACUUGAGGACUUUAAGUCGGCUUCGGCUGAUGUGGCCGCGACUUCAUCUCGGAUCCACUUUGUGAAAUCUCAAUGGGGAUGA